Molecule: messenger RNA, 3555 nt
Organism: Hemicordylus capensis (graceful crag lizard)
Lineage: Eukaryota; Metazoa; Chordata; Lepidosauria; Squamata; Cordylidae
Gene: GFER
Product: growth factor, augmenter of liver regeneration
Exons: 3
Coding region: 183-956 (257 amino acids)
Biological process (GO): liver development
Cellular component (GO): mitochondrion
Molecular function (GO): flavin-dependent sulfhydryl oxidase activity; flavin adenine dinucleotide binding
Source: RefSeq, a predicted model, not a curated record
CCACUGGGCUGCCACAGACCAGUAACAGCAGUGAGGUGCUGGGGACUGUUCAAAGGCCACAUAUAAUUUAGAUCGUUACUGGUUCCAUGAACAUCCCAGGACCAGAGUUAAUAUUUGCUUGUAUUUGACAUUGCUUAAGGGGAACACCCAACAUCACCGUAGAUGUUGUUUCCCCACGGUGGAUGCCCAUUUUAGAUCUUAAUCACCCACUCUUCAAAAAUCUCUCCAUCAUGGUCCACAUAUCGAAGGCUAAGCCUUUGGCAGAAGACAAUGGUGUGAAGAAAACUAACCAUGUGAUGAUGGUGUUCUACUGGAUUAACAAGAAUAUCCUAGAAAGGAAAUGGUGCCCUACCCUUCCUGACCCUUGCCCACCUCCCCUGGAAUGCACAUCGCCUCGUAGCUCGCCCUACUUCACCAGGAGCAAGACAAAACCCACUAAUCUCAGGAGAUGCUCCAGGCACAAGAUGCGUCUUCGACAGAAAGCAAGAGCCUCUUCAGCGAUGCCUGCCAUUAGUAGCCUAGUUGAGAAGAAAGUCUACAGGCGUCACAAGCACCGGAAGAAGCAAAAGAAAACAAAAAAUGUGGCAACGGACACGAAGGAGAUCGAAGAGCGUCCUGAUUGCCCUCUCGACAGAGAACAACUGGGGAGAAACUCGUGGUCUUUUCUUCACACCAUGGCAGCCUAUUACCCAGAACGACCCAGUAAAAUUCAGCAGCAAGAAAUGGUGCAAUUCAUCCACUUAUUUUCCAAGGUUUUCCCUUGUCCGGAAUGUGCAGAGGAACUGAGAGAAAGAAUACAAGGAAACCAACCCAAAGCCACCAGCAGACGUGACCUGACGCAGUGGUUUUGCCGGCUUCACAACGAAGUGAAUAAGAAACUGGGGAAGCCUCAGUUCGAUUGUGCCCUUGUAGAUGAACGCUGGCGAGAUGGCUGGAAAGACGGCUCCUGCGAUUAGGCACCCUGCUGGGAAUAGGAUCGGGUGCACUGAAUCUUUUUUUUUUUUUUUUUAAUGAUGAUAAUGAUAAUGGUGAACAACAAAAUCAUGCCAAGUGUGGACUUCUGCCAAAGCAUACAGCUGUGUGUUUGUGCUGGGGUUGAUAUGAUGGAGGCAGGGUGUGGGGGUGAAUAGGUGCCUGCCGUCUUGAUGGUUUCUGGUUCUGGAAAACGUGAGCAUCAGCAAUUCCUGUAAUUUUAUGGGAAGCGGUUCUGCUGGCUGUUUUCCUCCCCCAACAGUCUGAGACUCUUCCUCCGAUAUACUUACCAGCAGAUGCUGCCUCAAAAACCCAGGCAGCGCUUUUUCUGGCUUAAAAAACAAACUCCUCCAGGACCUGCCCUGAGGCUGAAUAAAGAUUUCAGAGUUCCAGGUACCAGGUUUGCAUCUCUAGGUUCCCACAGCUUUGCCCCCCUACCUUGAUCUUCACCUUUUUCCUUUGUUUUAGUUGCUUGUGUCUGUCUGUGAUGAACAGAUCCUGCUUCGAAUCAAUAUGCUUCCUCACAAUCUGGGGUGUUUUUAAAAAGACUGUCACAGUAACUUAACAACUCUGAAACGCGCCAUCCUGACACUUCUGCAGGCUUCUCUUCCUCCCCAGGAAGUGGCUGCAUUGUUGCUUCAAUGGGAUACUUAAAACAAGAUUUGUAGGAUUGUAGGAUUUCAGUCACUGAAGGCAAAAAGGCUCGAGGCAGGGAAAGCAACACCAUCCAUGUCCAUGAAGCCAGGUAUCUCAUUUCAGUUGUUUUCAACAAACAUUGUAUUACUUUUUCUUUCUGUGGCCAUUGCAAAGAAUAAUCCAGACUAUAAACAGAAGGAAAUCCUGUUUAUGGAAGCUCAUGUAAUAGAUUUAAAUGAAUACAUUUUGGUUGGGAAAAUUCAUGGAGGAUAUAUGAGUCCACAGAAUUGGAAAGAUUCACUGUGCUGCUUUUUCAAGCAAGUGUUCCUUCCUUUAGCCUACCAGAACAUUGUGCUCCAAAGAUUCCAAGACCUAAGUGAGAGAUUCAAAGAAGAAAUGGAUGUGCUCUGAGCAUAUGGAGGCAGUGGUUGUCCGUGGUAGCUCUGUUCAGACAUUCAAGCCGCAUAGAUUGGAGGAGGAAGCUGCACCUUGCUAAUCGACAUGUGAACACCUGAAAGCCACCCUACACAGAGAACAGGGCCUUUCUGGUUUCUGUUAUGAGCUUCUAGUCAUUAACUGGAUUUAUAGAGGAAUUACAGAGGAACCUUGGGGCAGGUGUGUGCGCGUGCAUCUGGAAUUCAAGCAUCCUGCACUGCUCAGGGUCCUGUUUGUACAAAAACAUACUUACAAAGCUGCAGUCGACAUCUUACAGGAGGACUACAAUGUGCACCCCAGACUUGUCCUUGUUAGGGAGUGCUUUGUGCACGGUGGGACUGCAGGCAGAUGCACACAUCCAGAGGAACUGGGGGAAAUUUAAACCUCACACUUGUUUGGGUUAUGCAUCAAAUGGAUUAGGCACUCUGCCAUUUUGAAUGGAAACACCACACCCACUCAUAUCUUGAUUUAUCUAGAUUUAUUUUCUUCAUAUAAUCGCCCCCUAGACACAAACUACUUGAAUUCCAUUUCUGGCCAAAAUGAAGCCCACCCUUCUGCUGGUGUACUGCAACCCAGAGCACAGAAUUCCCUGUAGUACAAGGAGACCCCCCUGUGCUCAGCCGGAGACCACUCCACGAGCCCAGCCCCCAGCCCUUCAACCCCCUGCCUUAGUGCUAACGUCACUGCUGCCCACUGCUCCAACCAGCCUGGGUCAGGAUUGGCACGAGGAGCGGCAGAGGAAGCGCCACCCUCUAGCUACAUACGUUUGCUUGAAUGCUCUAAAGGGUCUCUGCACAUACAACUGUCUGCUGCAUACAUCUUCGCAUGCAGGGCUGCUUUCAGGGGGAAGGAACACCUGCCCCAAGGUCCCUCUGUAAGUCCUCUAUAAAUCCAGUUAAUGACUAGAAGCUCAUAACAGAGACCAGAAAGGCCCUGUUCUCUGUAUCUCACCAUGUUGCCCUAGAUGCCAUUUUUAAAAUCCCUUUAUAGUUUAGGUUUCCAAUCUAGGAUCUUAUCCUCAAAGUUCACAUCUGCUGUACAACAUAGACCUUGUGGGCACAAUGCAAUGCCAUGUCUUGUCCUGGUGCAUGGCAUGGUGGCCACCGAGCUGUCAACCUUUCUCUCCCCCCAUCUAUGGGUCAAAUUAAAAUCCCCCAGUAGGUGGGUAAGAGGGUUGGUGGGGAAUGGCGGGGUGGGAUCACACUAGCUGGGGCCUCAUGGUGCCUGUAUAGGUGCAUCUGCAGCCUCCAGGCCAGAACCUGGCCACCUUGUGUGGCCUUUUGCUAAAGCCAAACAAGGCUGAGCUCAAGAGAAGACCGGGACGGUGUGUUGCGGGCUUAGAUGAACAUUUUGAGCCGCUCUGAAGAAUUCCUUCUUGGCCAUUUCUGUUCAUUGAUAAGGAACUUGAAUAAUUUGAAAGUCCGUGAUGAAGGCAAUUGUAAAGUGUGUCUCAAAAUGUAUUUAUUUCCUGCCUGAUGACCAAACAAUAAAGAUUUCAUUUAUGUUCCUCUC